AUGGCAUCCAUCAGCUCUGAUUCGGACUGCGAUGAUGAGCUCCAGUGCUUCAAAUGCAGCGCACCUGCCCUUCAUAAGGCAGCUUGCCGCAGGGACCGAUGCCGGGGAAGCGUGGCUUUCUGCAGCCGCUGCGCGACGGCCGAGUGCAUCUUCUGUGGCCAUCGCUACGAGCAGGAAGACAUGGUGGAGUUGGCCCGAGACAGGGCAAGGGAGCCGAAGGAGCUGCACUCCAAGGCCCCGGCGCCAGUUUGGACCGGCACCCCGGCCCCACGCGAGUACCAAGUGCAGGCCUUCAGGCAGGUGUGCGAGCAGAACACGAUCGUGAACAUGGAUACUGGCCUGGGCAAAACACUCAUCGCGGUGAUGUGUAUAGAUUAUCACCUGAAACGCCAGCCUUCCAAGAAGGUCUUGAUGUGUGUUCCAACAGUCCAGCUGGCGAAGCAGCAGGCAUCCUACAUCCAAGCGACAUCCACUGUCUCAGGGAUUCAAGUCGCUGACGUCACUGGCGGAACGAUCGCCGCUACGGCAGACAGCUGGGCGAAGCUGCUUCAAGGGCAUCAGGUGAUAGUGGCCACGGGCCAACUGGCGAUGCAGGCUGUUACAGAAUGGGGCUUCUUGCCCCUCGAACAGCUGAGCCUGCUGAUCCUCGAUGAAUGUCACCAUGCCGUUGGCAGCCACCCUUUCGUAUCCCUUAUGCAGGAGCCCCGAGCCUGGGAGCUGCCGGGGUUGGAGCUCCCUCGUGUGCUGGGCCUCACCGCGAGCUACCUGAAUGGAAGGAGUACAGACUUCCUGGGAAAGCGCCUGCGUCUGGAGGCUACUUUGCGCAGCUGCCUCUGGUGCGCGGACGAGGCCCGGCUGCAGCAGUUCCGCUCGCAGCAGACCUUCGAGACGCUAAGCUACCGCGAGGGCAGCUCCCAGUUCCUCGCGCUGCGGCAGCGCUGCUGCGAGGAGCUCCGAGUUCUUCUCCAGGCCUACACGCAGAACGACCAAAGCCCCCUCUGGGACUGCCGACAAGACAUCGACAGGCUGAUCGACAAAGCCGAGCGGGUCUUCGAUCAGGCUGGUUUUCACGGCUGGGCCGCGUACGUUAAGAGCAGGAUCCUACCUGCGGUCACGGAGAGGUUCCACCAGAAGCUCGCAGACUCCGCCAGGGUGUCAGAGGCCGAGGCCGCCUGGGACUCCCUGUGCCCGACGAGCGAGGCGGCCACCUCUGGCAAACUGGCUUCGCGGUUGAAGCCCUUAGUGGUUGAGCUCCAAAGCCGAGCCCAGGAGGUGCUGGUGCAGCUGCUGAAGGCGGACGAUGCGUACCCGCUGGCCGCCACCAUCAACCACUACCUGGGUAAAUCCGUCACCCAGUACCUGAGCGGGGUGAACUCGAUGAGCUCGGCAGGGCAGCAGAAGGCUCUCCGGGCCUUCGCAGAGGGCAUCUGCCCGGUGAUGGUGGCCACUCCGGCUCUGGAGGAAGGUUACGAUGCGUUCUACACCGCCAAGUCCCACAUUCAGGGUGCUGGCAGAGCGAGGAAGAAGGACGGCAUUUAG
Molecule: messenger RNA, 1539 nt
Organism: Symbiodinium natans
Lineage: Eukaryota; Dinophyceae; Suessiales; Symbiodiniaceae
Source: the annotation of a GenBank genome assembly